UUUUCGUCUUUUAACAUCUCCCAACUCCAUUUUAAAGAGGCCCUGGAACGCGCGUAGUCUCAGAGCCUUGUUUUGUUUUCCAGGGAUCGACUUCAGGCAAGCACAAAACAAAAGCAGUUAUGGUUGCCCCCCAAAAGGACCCGAGAGAGGAAGUCAUUCAAGCAUGGUACAUGGAUGAUAGUGAUGAGGACCAGAGACUACCCCAUCACCGCGAGCCCAAGGAAUUUGUAUCCCUGGACCAACUUUCUGAGCUUGGGGUUCUCAGCUGGCGUUUAGAUGCUGAUAACUAUGAAACCGAUGAGGAGUUGAAGAAGAUUCGUGAUGACCGUGGUUACUCCUACAUGGACUUCUGUGAGGUUUGCCCUGAAAAGCUUCCAAAUUAUGAGGAGAAGAUAAAGAACUUCUUUGAGGAACAUCUUCACACUGAUGAGGAGAUCCGCUAUGCUGUGGCAGGAAGUGGUUAUUUUGAUGUUAGGGACUGUAACGAACGCUGGAUUCGUGUAUGGCUGAAAAAGGGUGGAUUGAUUGUUUUGCCUGCUGGAAUUUAUCACCGCUUUACUUUGGACACAGACAACUACAUAAAGGCAAUGCGGCUUUUCAGUGGUGAUCCAAUUUGGACUCCAUUCAAUCGCCCUCAUGACGAUCUUCCAGCAAGGAAGGAGUACCUCAAAGCUUUUGUGGAUAAAGAAGCUGGUGAACAUGCAGUUGCAGCCUGAAAUCUGGCUUUUGCUCUA
Molecule: messenger RNA, 734 nt
Organism: Rosa chinensis
Lineage: Eukaryota; Viridiplantae; Streptophyta; Magnoliopsida; Rosales; Rosaceae
Product: 1,2-dihydroxy-3-keto-5-methylthiopentene dioxygenase 2
Exons: 7
Coding region: 120-716 (198 amino acids)
Molecular function (GO): acireductone dioxygenase [iron(II)-requiring] activity
Source: RefSeq, a predicted model, not a curated record